This is a messenger RNA of Cryptomeria japonica (Japanese cedar), 1855 nucleotides long. Its product is annotated as F-box protein SKIP16. The record is from RefSeq and is a predicted model, not a curated record. Gene Ontology annotation, molecular function: protein binding. Bases 214 to 1509 code for a protein of 431 amino acids. The transcript is spliced from 5 exons. Lineage: Eukaryota; Viridiplantae; Streptophyta; Pinopsida; Cupressales; Cupressaceae.
CUAUAAUAAAAAUUUCGCUAUCUGCCAUGCAAUAGCGAGCUUUUGUAUCAGUCUCAGUGGAAGAUGAAAAGCAAGAAAACAAUUGUCUUAAAUAUCUAGCAACAAUCAUUCACAUAUUUCAACAUAUAUAAUUUACAAGGCUCCGAGGACAGUGCUCCGAGGACAGUGAGACGAGGCUUGUAUGCCUGUAAAACCACAGUAACCAUUAAAGAGAUGGAGGAAUUGCCGGGCUCAAUUGUACGGAUAAUUGUAGUCAAAACAGAUGCAAAAGUGACAGCUACACUUGGGUGUGUGAGUAAACAAUGGCGUUGUGUAGCAUCGGAUGAUCUUCUUUGGUCUCGAUUUUGUUCUCAAGAUUUCGCUGUUUCUACUGCCGUCGAUCCUUUAGGGAAUCCGUGUUCAAGCUUUAAGGAAACAUAUGAAAAAUGGUAUGCUGCAUUUGAUAUGUAUCCAUCAUCAAUUGUGAAACGAGCCAAGCAGUGCUGGGAUACUAUUAAAAAUUGGACCUCAAUCCAUUUUCCAGAAGUUGCUGAUACCUUAGCACCUGGUGCAAAUGAAGAGCAAAUCAACAAAGUCGAGGAAGACCUUGGUUUUCAAUUGCCUGUUCCCAUGCGGGUUCUGUAUCGCUUUUGCAAUGGCCAGAACACCCUGAAACACCACUUUCCACAGAAUGAGCAGUUGGCAUCUUUGGGACUUCUAGGGGGUUAUGAAUUCUAUGAGUACAAGGCUAAUGUCCAUUUGUUACCCUUGCAAUAUAUUUUGCAGCUAACUAAACAUCCUGUUCCGUAUUUAAAACUUCCUAUUGGAUCGGAGUAUGUUGUUGUUGCAGUUUCCUCUUAUCGGCCUAAGUUUUUCUACCUCAACUGUUCUGAUGGUCAACUCUAUGUUGGCAAUGGUAUGGAGCAGAAGCAACUAGUGCUUCGUGUCCCUAAUUUGUUAGACAAUAUGGACCAGAAAGAUGCCAUGCUUCUGUGGCUAGAAGAAUAUGGUAGAAUGUUGCAAGAUGGAAUGUUUUCUGUUCACAAAGAUGAUAAUAUACGAAGUAUCAGUCUAUUUCCUGAAAAAGAGCCUUUGUGUACUAAGGCUGUCACAGAUGGUGUACAGGUUUGUGGCUCUGCUGUGUUUGUGCCAGAGUAUGAGGAUUUCCGGAGAAAUGAGGACAAAUAUAUGUUUAGCUAUUCAGUCCGUAUGCGCCUUCUACAUCAAGAAAAAAUCUCACAAAAGAGAAUCUUAAGUUCAUGCCAACUGUCUAGAAGGCAUUGGAUUAUUCGAGCAAAUAACAAUGUCAUAGACGAUGUUGCUGGUGAAGGUGUCAUUGGAAAGUAUCCACUUUUGCAAGAGGGUGGUGAUGAAUUUGUAUAUGAGAGCUGCAGUUAUUUGCCUACUUCAUCUGGCUCAAUUGAAGGUUACUUUACAUUUGUCCCUGGAAGGCUUAGCAAACCUGAUGGGCCAGAAUUCACUGUUCGAGUAGCCCCAAUUCCUCUCCAGAUUCCUCAGUAUAUUUUCUGAUUACAAGGAGAGCAAAGUGUAUGUUAUCUUCUGGUGCCCAUAUGGAAGAUUUUCACUAAUUGAAUAGGAGAGCAAAGUGACAUCUUUCAUUGCUUGUGAUUGUUUUGGUUGGUGUUAUAAAGGACUUACUUUCUUGUUGAAUGAUUACAGUGUCUUGUUUAGGUUAAUUUGGUGAAAUAUACACAUAAACGUAAUGUAUGUAUUUACUUAUACACACUUGUGGAAGUGUGUAUAUAAAUGUAUAUUUGAUUAACAUACUUAUGUGUGUGUGUAUGCAUGUCUAUGUAUACUUGAUUAAAAACUGGAUCAACCAAGUUAGUCAAGAAGGCUACCUUAUUCACUUAUA